CUUUUGUUUACGUCGCAUAGUGAUGCGUUCCAAGCCUCGGCUUCCUGCAAUGUCGGUCUGUCGCAUGUGAUACACGGUGUGUAGUGCAGUCCGGGUCUCUGGCUUCGGAUAUUUGUUAUUAAUAUUAUUACCGCUCUCUGUAGGUUUCUCUGCCUCUGAGAAUCUGGGGUCACAUUCUCCCAGUACACAGACAGGUUAACUGGCGCUGAGACACCGAGUGGCACUCCUCCAGGCGAGUCCCCGGCCUGCGGCCUGCUAUAUAUUGCUGUAGCCGUUCAUGGUAUGUUAUCAGACAUGCCCUCUGUGUAUCUAUAGGCUGCACAAUGUGUGACUGACAGUACUCUGUAUCCCUGAUUGCUGUAACCGGGGCUGUUCGUGGCAGCUCUUUACACUGUGCCAUUGAUCCAUGUAACUGGAUCUCAGUUCAGCAAUAGUAUGUGAAUGCCUGUAUAAUCCAUGUAAUUAUUACUAUUAUUAUUAUUGCCAUUUUAUAAAGCACCAACAGAUUCCGUAGCGCUUUACAAUAUAUGGUGACUAAAUUAUGGCAGAGUAAGAGCAUAGUGUAUUCUAGAGCUAGUUUUAUAGUGUCCAGGUUUAUAAGGUUCCUUUUUCGUUCUAAUGUUUCAUUGCACUGGUCAUAGUACAGUGGUAGAAUCAAUGCAAGGAUUUUUCUAGAUUAAUAUUGCAUUAGGUAUGUCCUGUUGUUUUGACAUAGGCAUGCUGUGAAGUGUGUAGGGAGUAGAUUAGGCUAAACCUUUUGCUUUUUUCAAAAAUGUUCUAUUCUCCGUUAGACAUACACGUUUGUCAGUAAUGUUUUUACAGACAUUUUCAUAUGGCAUAAUGGUAGUGCAUUGUAUUCGCUUUCAGCCCUACUAGGAAAGUAUAAUGUUACUUGAUUUAAAGGGCACUUGUCAUUGCACCUAUACAUUAUGCAAUAACAUGCAUAACAUUUCAUCUUUACUUUGUGUUAGCAGAUAUGCAAGCAAACUCAAUUUUUUGGCAUAAAGUCUAUGAAGAAUUGAUUGACAAGGGAGAGCAGAAGAGGAUCCCCCCAGCAGUCCUCCUGCUCUCCAAGAAUGGCAACCAUUACACAUGGGCUCUGGUUGCUAUGGUAACUCCCUAGCUGACGCUGUUAGCGCUGGCCAUACAGCCACUAAAGUGACAUCCGGGUGAUGUUGUCUAACUGACUCUGGACGUCCUCACGCUCUGCAUGAGGACAUCCAGUGUCGUCUAACACCCCUUAGGAAAGUAUUGAGCAAUGCUUUCCUACGGGGGUAGUCCUAAUGUGAGCGCAACACAUGCGCAUUAGGUUCCCUUCGCUGGCUGAAAUCGGCAGAGAUAGAUCCUGACCCAGCACCUUAGCAUUGGAAUCAGCGCCGGGGGGGGGAAGGCAACUUUAUUUUUAUAGCACUAACGUUUCCCUUUAACUAAACUUAUUACAUUUAAAAACAAGAAUCUUGGCCGUCGCUUCAUAUGUCCACCAGCAUUGUGUUAUAGAGCUGUGCAUAUGUUCUUUCCUUCUCAUACACACAAAUGUGAAGCGUGUUACACACCAGAAGGAUAACAUAAAUACAAAACAUUUGUGGGACAAAGUUCUAAAACUGGAACAGUCACCAUGGAAACUAGUGGAAGUUUUGCUGUUCCACUUUUAGAACAUUGUCCCAGAAUUGUUCUUCAUACCAAAUUAUGAACCCUCAGCAAUAGUCUAUACACCAUGGGUUCUCAAACUCUGGCCUCCCAGAUGUUGCUGAACUACAACUCCCAUGAUUCUUUGAAUUACAUAGAUAGCCAGAGAAUCAUGGGAGUUGUAGUUCAGCAACAUCUCGGGGGGCCGGAGUUUGAGGACCCAUGCUAUACACCAUUACUGCCAAUGUUACCUGGCACUGAACACAUAGUGAUGCCCACAGCUGUCCUCGAUGAACAAUGGGCAUUUUUUUCACCCACCACACACAAUGCGAUAGAUUAAAAAUGGAUGCAAACUAAUGCCCAUGGAUAUAUUUCUAAAAGUGUGUCCUUUUCAGCCAUCAGCAAGUAGCUUUGCCUUUAUCUUGCUUUUUAAAUGCAUUAAUAAUCUGUGCAGUACAAUCCCUGUGCCAUGUUCUAUUGGGAGAUAAGUCUAUUGAAAAAUUAAAAUCAUAAAAUAGUAAUUUAAUUCAGAAUACUCAACAUUCUCAGAGAUGUAUUCUAUAAACGGUACUGCACAUUCUAGAACACAGCAGACGACUGAGAAAAACAGCUGUUUUCUAAUUGUCAGUUUUAAGUACCUAAGUGAUGUCAGGGUACCAAGUGAUGUGAUGCUGGUUGUCUCUGGGUUAGUGAAUAUCCCAGGUUUGUCAGGCAGCUGGUAGUCCCUGGGUUAGUGAAACCCCAAUGAUGAUAGGCUGCUGGCAGCCCGUGAGUUAGUAAAUACCCCAGUGAUGCCAGGCUCUAGUGUCUAUAGCAUCUCUAUGGUUGAGGGAGCAGGAGACCAAGCCAGUGCUUAGGGAGCUGCUGUUUUUAAAUAAAGUUAAGUAAAAUAAUUUUUUACUAAUUAUUUUUUUUUUCCAAGCAAAAGUUGUGGAGGCAGUAUUUAAUAGGGGACAAGGGCACUAUAGCAUUAGGAAUACAGGUAUGUACUUCUAAAGGUAUAGUGUUCCUUUAAUAGAAACAAAUCCUUGUAGCAAUGUUGUAUUAUGUGAAACAUAUUCAGAAGAAUAAACGUUGUAACUACGCACGCAAUGCUGUGGUUUUGGACUGCCAUGUUUGACUUACAAUUCCCCACAUACAUUUUGCCAUUGAGUUUAGUUCUGUAGUGAAAAUAUCAGUAUCAUAAGCCUAUAGCUAGACCAAAAAAGUAAUUUUUCACCAGAAAGGUGCGUACAGAACUUUGUUUUUAUUUGACCAAGGGAUGUAUUUUUAACCCCUUAAGGACACAUGACACGUGUGACAUAUCAUGAUUCCCUUUUAUUCCAGAAGUUUGGUCCUUAAGGGGUUAAGGUGACAGACAUAUUAACAUAAAAACUUAAAAUCCUCAUCUGCCAAAUCUAGUCCGGUAUGAGUAAAAGUAUCAACUGUAUCUUCUGACAUACCUCACAGGCCCUCCUUUGGCUUCUUACAUUGCCACCAUAAUGGAAGGCUGAAAUAGUUAGAAGCAAUGUUGUAUUUAUUUCCAUUUGUUCAACCUGUAUCAUACUUUGAGAAUGAUGUCUCAGUGCUGUAAUGAGAGGUGUACCCAGUGCUAGCACCACCUAUUUCCCAAAUAAAAACACCUUAUUAGGUCCAAUAGACAGUCUGAACCUGUCUCUAUUGAGGAAAAUUCAUUUACAUUUUUAAAAGUUGUGGUAAACUGUAUGUAUAUGGAAUAGAAUUUUUUUUUUUUUUUUUAACACCAUUGGCAUGUUGGCUUAUUCAGCUAUGUUAGAGAGGCUUAAUUAUCAAGCUUGUAUUUCCUCACCGCCCACUACGGUUAGUUUUGUUUUCUUUGUAGUUUCAUGUAGUCUAACACUGCUCUCUUUUAUUUUGAGGAGUCAGUUUGUUUUAUUCUGUUAGAAUUAUUUUCAAACCUUAUUUUUGUAUGCAAGUUUAGAAUUUUUACAUAUUUAUAGAGCUUUUUAGGCUACUGACUUUUUUUUUCUACAGCUUGUAUAAUUGUUUUAGAUUUGAACGGCUGUAAGAAAUCUUGCUUUUCACGAUAUAACUAACAGUUUAUCCAUAUAAAUAUAUGUUAGUAACUAUAUUUCUGCUCAUUCACACACAUACUUUUUUUCCCCACACACAAUAAUAACCCAGCACAACUUAAGUAUGCUUUAUUUAUGUUUUACAGAUUGUCAGUUGAGAAAAAUGUCUUUAUACGAUGACCUUGGCGUUGAGACCAGUGACUCAAAAACAGAAGGAUGGUCGAAGAACUUUAAGCUUUUACAGUCCCAACUUCAAGUGAAGAAAGCAGCGCUGACACAAGCAAAGGUAAACCGAACUUAUCAUUUAAAGGAGAUCUUUGUAUAUAGUAAAUGCAUGUUGUAUGUGUAAAGACUUAUUGUUGUAUUCCUCUUUCCACUUGUUCUACUGCACUGACUUAUAUAGUUUAUCUGGUCAUUAAGUUACAGUUAAAAAUACUAAUAAUAUUAGUUAGGAAGCUUAACUGAAAAACUCAAAUUGCCUGAUCUUUCUGAUUAAAAUGAUGAUGCUUGUAGCCAUUAGUGCUUUUCAGGGUUUUUUAAACAUACUUUUCUGAAGCAACAAAUAUGAGAACUAGCUAACAUGAUAUGAUUAUAAUGUUUUAAGCCCACCACUGUGUCAAAGCACUGUGUGGACCAUGGGUAGUCAACUUGGUCGGUUUGGGAUUUCAGGUGGGCGGUGGUGGGUUCUGCAGAAAACCAAAUUGGGCUUGCAGCAUUAUGUCCCCCCUCCCUGGUAAAAGGUAAAAAGAAGGGAGGAGACAUUAAUAUAGAUUUUUACAUCUCACACACCCACACAAAGCAUAGACCUUAUGCACCCUUCACACACAUCCCUUACCCCUUCACGCGCACACCCCUUACUCACACUGUCCUCCACACACACUACACCCUUCACACAUACUGCCCCCCUCACACACUGCACCCUUCACAUACACACUGCACCUUUCACCCACAUACAGCACCUCACCCACAUAUAGCACCCCUCUAACACACACACACACACACACACACUACACCCAUCACACAUAAGCACGCACACAGCACCUCACACACACAUAUAAAAAAAAAAGGGAAAAAAGAUACAUUUAAGUACAUUUUAUUUUAAAGAAAACCCUCAAAAUUGUUUAAAAUUGCACUUACGCUGUAAAAUUAGUUACUGGGGCAGUAAGGAAAUUUUACCCACUAGGGUGGGCGGUAAGAAAAUUUUACCAUCAACAAAAGUGGGCGGUAGGUAUUAAAAGGUUGACUACCCCUGAUGUAAACAUAUGAUGGGACCAAUUUUUUUUUAUUUUAUUUUUUUUUGUUUUAUAGGUAAAUUUCUAUACAUUUGUAUCAUUUUCACUAUUAAAGAGUCCGACUUAUUCAUGACAUCUUGAACACACUCUCUCAAGGGCUGUCCGUAAAACAACCUGGAACACUUGUCUUGUUACCAGUGUUCCAGUUCCAAGUUGCCAUUGUCAAUUUUGUCUCUAUAUUGCAUUCAAUUUGCACACACUGCAUGUAAAAUACGGAUGGAUCUCUCUCCUACCAGAAAAGGGAGCCAAGCGUUGGACCGCACAUGACGAUAGCAAUACACAGCCUGGUUCACUACACUGAGGUUGUCUGUAAACUGGAUAGCAGGUUGUCCGGUUAUUGGCAUUAUUCUAUAUGUCCUCCUCAAAUUUAACUCUCAAAGCACAUUUUAAAAGAAGUUUUACAUACCCGACUGACUUCACUGAAACCAUGCUGAAGUCCAGUCAAAGGCUUUUCAUAGAGAAGUUUUUGAUUGGAUGAUUUAUGCUCUCUGCCCGCAAGGGAGAAACCGUUAUGUCUGUCAGAAGCGUGCAGUGCGCACAGACAGACAUGUUUUAGGCACAGAACUUAAAUUAGUUGGUACAGAGUUAGUCACUAAACUGCGAAUUGUUAGUAAUUUAGUGAAUUUCAAAUUUUGGGACAAAAAGGAAAAACAAUUGCUGACUUUUAUAUUUGCGGAGGUUUUAUAUUUUUCCUAAUUCAACUAUGUUAGCCUAAAAUUUUUAAAUUUGUAAACUACAUUUUAGUGAAUAUUCCCUCAGUGCUCUUUAUGGAGUCGUGAGAGCAUUGCAUGAUUUAUGUUAAUAUUGCAUUUUUCUUCCCCCCACAAAAAACAGUUGCAAUGUUGUGCAUUAUACAGUUUGUAAAAUGAAAUGAUGCUUAUGUGGCUAAUUCCUGUUCAUGUUAUUUGAAUCUGAUCACAUUGAUUUCUUUUUUCUGUCAGCAGUUAAUCUUCCUGUGUUUUAUUUCAGACACAAAGAACGAAACAGAGCAAUGUACUUGCUCCUGUGAUAGACCUUAAGCGCGGCGGUACUGAUCAGAUUGUGGACACACCACCUCAUAUUGCCUCUGGGUUAAAGGUAAACUUUAGGAUGGUGAUGAAAUCAGCCAUUGUGGCAAUAUUUAUUAUUAUUAUUGACCUUGGUAUGGGUCCUUGAUUUUAUGAAUUACUAAAUUUGUUUGUCACAAAUCAGAAGUUACUUUCCAAAAGAGUCUCUAGUCAUGAUACAAGUUGUUUUUUGUUUUUUUGUUGUUGUUUUUAACCAUGGCACAUGAGAGAGUUCAUUUCCAUUUUAAAGGGAUACCUCAUACACUUUAGCAACCUAAGCAUAUUGAAUAGAUUUUCGUGCAAGUAUCUCCCCUGUUCCUGUUGCAGUGUUAUUGCCUCUGUGCAGCAUGCCUCAAAUUCAAUGAUUGUCUGUGUAUCCUGUGGUGAGUGGAGCAACUGAAACAUGAGUUGUGAGACCUGGUGAUAUCUAAAGAGUAAUUUUGAAUUCUUCUACUGGGAUCACUAGUCCAUUUAUCAAGAUAUCCUUAAAGGACACUGUAGGCACCCAGACCACUUCGGCUAAUUGAAGUGGUCUGGGUGCUGUGCCCCUAUUGCACUUUAUGCAACAAUGUAGCUCUAAGUCUGCUCUCAGUGGCUGUCUGACAGACAUCCACUGGGGGCGCUUCCAGAAUCGAAACGGACCUUUGGUCCAUUAUCUGAUGCUGGAAGAGGACCUCCAGCAUCAGAUUUUCCCCAUAGGAAAGCAUUGAAUAAUGUUUUCCUAUGGGGAAGUCUAAUGCGCGUACAUGGGUCUACCUAGCGCUGGAUCCAGGUAAGUAGCUGAAGAGGUUUUAACCUUUUUAAACCUAUAGUGCCAGGAAAACGGCACUAUAGGAUCGAUUUAGGAUCGAUUUUCCUGGCACUAUAGGAUCGAUUUAGUGAAUGAGGGCGCCAUAGAGAAGAAUGAAAAAAGCGAGAUGUUGCAAGAUAAAAAUGGAAAUCACAUAAAACAUUAUACAUUAAGGUAGGGGUUCCAAAUCAGUUUUUCCAGUGGAACCCUUUGGCACAGUGUACCAACGUAGUAGAACCCCUCCCCCACCCCCCAGGAAAAAAAAUGCGCCGUAGCAUAAACAUUUUAUUGAGCAGAGCUUUGUUUUCUUUUUUGACAAAUUUAGUUUUAUUUUUUAAUUUUUUUCUAUAUAUUCCCUAAUUUCUACAGAUAUUAAACAGAUUGUAGUACUUAGGAUCAGGUGUGCUUCACUGUGUGGAGCUGGUUUGUAUAUAAUUUUUGCAUAUUAAUACAGGGGUGGAUUUGUAUGUAAUGUAAUUUGUGUAUAGUAUUGGUGUUUGAGUGAAGGGUGUCUUUGAGAGUUUGUAUAUAAUUUUGGAGUUGAAGUCCAGGGGUGUCUUUUUAUGUUAUUUUUGUGUUUGCAUGUUGUGUGAGUUUUUGAUUGCUGGGAUGUCUGCACAUACACUGCCGCAUACAUACUUGUUCAGAUAUACAUGCACAUUAACAAACAGAAACACACAGGUACACACACAUAUUGACUCACAGAUACACACACUAGCACAAAGACACUCACUGGCACAUACACACACUGAAACACAGAUACACACAUUGACACAUACACACACCAAUAUACACGAACACUGGCACAAAUCUAAACACACACAGGUAGUUUAUAAUUGCAGCCACCUUCCUGUUAGCUUACCUUUUUUUCUGCAGGAGGUUGACUUCCUUGGAGUGCUGCUAGUGUGUGAGGUCAGCAGCAGCUCUCUCCCCCAUCCUGCAUUCUCUCCAUCCCGCUCGGCUAGCUCUAUGUCUGGGAGGAUAUGGCAGGUUGUCACUUCCUCCCAGCAUCCAAUACUACAAGGGCCCGUGGCACCUCACCCACUGUUCAGCAAUACCCAUCGGGUGACCCUAAGUGCUUGGGUCACCUGAUGGGCAAAUAGCAUUAGAACACCAAUUGGGAAAUGCUGCAUUAAGGUAAUGGGAAUUGUUGCAUUACUUUUUACCCCUGGGUGAAAACAGCUGGACUUUGGCCAAGGGAGUACAUAAAUGAUUGGUAAAUUAAAUGUUGUUGUUCUCAAAUGACAUCCAUAGUUUUUGCAAGUAGAGUGACAAAUCCCUGUAAGUGUAUUGGGUUUGGUGAGAAAAUCAUGUCUGAUGUACUGUGUACAUGGCAUUGUAAUUCUAUGGUCAUAAGGAAAGUUGUUUAUUCUUAAGGUACUGGAUGAUUUUGAAUUUUAUUAUUUAUAAUGCUUGUUUUUAAAUGUUUGUUGUAUUCUACAGGAUCCAGUUCCCAGUGGCUUCUCUACCGGAGAGGCUCUGGUACCAUUAGCAGAUGAGUAUGACCCUAUGUACCCCAAUGAAUACGAGAAAGUAGUGAAACGUCAGAGGGAGGAGAGGCAGCGGCAGCGUGAAAUUGAGAGACAGAAAGAAAUAGAAGAAAGGGAAAAGUAAGAAUCUAGAAAAAUUAACAAAAAUAAAUAUCUGUGCAUUAACUGAAUGAAAUGUUACACAUGCUGUAAUUAUAAAAUAAAUGUAUUUUAUUUACAGUUAUAAAGGUCUAUUAGUGAAUAUGUUGCUCAGCCGAACAUGCUUAGUUAAUUGCAUAUAUUCUGGAGGAAAAGUUUGAUUCACAUAGGUUUACACAGUGCUAUCUCUGAGCAUUGGCUGGCAACCACAGCUAAACUUGUCAAAUUUGUACUCUAUUAUGCUUUACUUAAUGGAAUAUAACAGCCAUGAAAACAAAUUUAGCUUAAUGAAGCAGUUUGGUGUUUAGAUCAUGACCCUGCAGACUCACUGCUCAAUUCCAUGCCAUUUAUGGGUUAAAUAACUUUGUUUAUAUAUCCCUAGACAAACCUCUCUGCAUGUGACAUUACACAUCCUUCCUAAACAUGCCAUGUAAAGAGUCAUCUAAUGUUUCCACUUUCUAUAUUGCAAAUUCUGUUUAAUUUGAAAUUUUCUUAACUCCUGCUCUGUUGAUAGCAGGAGCCUCCUUUUAUGUAAUCAAAAUUCAAUUUAUAGAGUGGGAGAUAAAAACCUUUAAAAUCUUCUGAUUGAAAAUGAAACAAUUUUUUUUUCAUGCAGCCUGGGUCAGUCACAGCAAGAGGAGGUGUGGCUAGGGCUUCAUAAACCAAAAUAGUUUAUUUAACUCCUAAAUGGUAGAGAAUUGAGCAGUGAGACUUCAGAUGCAUGAUCUAUACAAAACUGCUUCAUUAAGCUAAAAUUGUUUUGGUGAUUAAAAGAAAGACAGAAAAGUCCUAUUUUAGACUUGACACUCUAUUUUAGACUUAAAACUCAAUUGAGCAAUUGAUUUUGUUAAAGGUAUAUAUAAAAUAAUGAUUUUCUGCUGUAGAAAUUUUAUAUAAUCAUCAGAAAUAAAAAUGUCAAUGCCUACACUAAUAGCUAGGCUUUAAAGGUCACUUGCCAACACAAGCCUGGAAGGUCCAUGACACUCAUCAGGGCUACAAAUUUUUCUUGCCAAUGGUUAGUGGAAAUGUUGAGCCGUAUUAUUUGUAUUAUUAUUUGCAACAUUUAUCUAGCACCAACAUAUUCCUCAGCACUUUACAAUUUUAGAAAGGGGAUAUCUGAAGGUGAGCUCACUGCUCAAGUGAGCUUGCAAUAUAAAUAGGUUCUCAACUCACUACAGCUCUUGUUUUACUCAAUAGAUCCCUAUGUUUUCACUUUCAUGGAAGUGAAACCUCAUAAUGUGUCAUUUAGACAAUCCAAACUGAUAGGAUGCUGUACAACGUGCAGAUUACAGAGCUCAGGCUAGUUAUAUUAAUGGAGCAACAUCUGAUCAUGACAAUACUUCUGGAAUGGAUUUGUUCUAAUGCUUGUAAUCUUUUCUGUGUUCACUGUUACAUGGACCAAAUGAAUAGGGAGGUUAUCUAAUUUUCUGUUUGAGGAAUAACAUUGAUAAUUUAGCUGAUCUAAUUUUCGUAAAACAAGGGUUUUGAUGAGAGUAACUCUUGCUGUGCUGAUUUCCCUCCCCCAACCAUCCCCAAGUUAAAAAAAAAUUGUGAUGUGAAAAUCAAAUACACAACAAGCCUUUAGAGUAAAGACAAAUUUAUUCUGUGUAUAAUUAAUUUUUGUUCCUAAAUGUCUAAAAACUGUUGUGCCGUUUACAUACAUUAAUUUAUUUUUCAUUUAUCCACUGCAGAAAUAUUAUGUUAUGAAGUAUUACAAAUUAUGGUAUUUUCAUAGUAGGAAUAAAGGUGAUUUUUAUAUAGAAUAUAUAAAUUAUUAAAUGCCCUACUAAUUUGAAUUUCUAAGGCAGUUGCUGGUAUGCUUUGGAAAAAUUAGAGUAAUUUUGUUUUCUUCCUGGUAAAUGCUUUAUAAAUCUCAACCUAUUAUAUAAGUAUAUAUUUUAAAAUAAGAUGUCAAACUCUGUCUUAGGCGAAGAAAGGACAGACAUGAAGCCAGUGGAUUUUCCCGUCGUCCAGAUCCUGAAGACGAAGAAGACGAAGAUUAUGAACGAGAGAAAAGAAAGAGGGGUAAAUUUUUAUUAUAAUUUUUUUGGGUUGUGUGCUUGUGCACACACAAACCCAAAAGGGCUGCUCUUACCUGAACAUGUAUACUUUAUGAGGGUGCUGCUGGGGACAAUUAAUACAACAUACAAGACCUAGUGCACUCACUCACUAAACCGCAACUUUAAGGCUCAAAGAAUUUAAUAGAAUUUUUUAAUUUUUUUUAAAACUUGAAUUAGGCAAAAAUAGUUGGGAUAUAGUUACAGUAUACGAUCAUACAUUGCAUAAGGCUGCCACAAAGCCAAUGCACCACAUUUUUGGCAGGUCCUACUCUGUAGCAACCUAAUGCCUGCUCUUAUGAUACUAAUCCCCUUACUUGGAAAUCCUUACUCUGGUGCUUUCUGCAGUGCAAGGUAAAAUAGGGCCCUAGAGUGCGGGGCCUGACUGUCAUGGAGCAGAGACAUGCUUUGCUAGAGCUCCUCUCCUCUGCGAAUUUGAACUGCAGUUCUAAUCCUCAUUCUGCCUCAGUGGGAACUAUUUAAGUGACUUACACAAUUCCUGACUCAACUAAGACCCACUGUAGGGUGUAAAAGUUUGAAAGGAGUUCACCUGCUGUACAGCUCAUAUCAUGAGGCCUGAUGCGCACCGGAUGAGGGAAACGUCCGAUCUUCUGGGCCGGAGCUGCUCGAUGGUAAUCAACACCAAACUGGAGACCCGUUACUCCCACCCCCCCACCCCCCUGAUCAGUGGGGGUGAUACUGGUCCACCCUUGGGAGGCUGCCCUGACGACGUAGGAGUUGGAGGCAACACCACAACGGCUACUACUAACUUCAGCGACAUAGCCAAAAUGGCGGACGCAGAGUGGGUCCCCGGCAACACUGAGGACAAAUCUGAUAUAUGUCCAGGCUGGACAGAAUAUUCAACAAUUUUUGGUGCAAGGUAGAGAAUAGGAUGCACCAACUUGUUCUUAGCCAAUUGUGCGACCACUCAUUGAAAAAGCCGACCCCAAACAUACAGCAGAAAAUCACAGCUGCGGAAGCACAUCAGGCCCCAAUUUGGCGGUGAGGCGGGAAAUGUGCCAAGCUAUGACACACAGCUGCUCGUCCAUAAAGGGGUAAACACUUACCUCAGUCAGCCCCCAAAAUCCUCACAUGUCCCAGUGGCAGAAGCUCCAUCCUACAGCGAAACAUACACCGUGUUUCCUACAAGCACAACACAGCGCAGAAGCACACAACCAAGCAGUGCAGACAUCGCAAGUCGGAGAUCUUGUGGGGAACCCCAGGCCUGGCUGGAGAUUUGGCCCAUCAGCAUCUAUCUUGGAUCCAUGGCACACAGCAUGCCUCUUUAUUACGUGACUAUGCUCUGUCCAUGGAGGGCAUAGGUUGAACAUGACCUUGAGACUGAUCUGUGCGGACAAGCCACUCACUUUAUUCUCCCUACAUAUCUGAUUUGGCGAGGCUUUUGGUUGUAUUGCUUGCUGCCUACAUAAGUGCGUCUUUAUUCGUUAUACAUAGUUUAUUUUAUUUUUAUUUAACUGUUUUUAUCCUGAGGCUCAGUUUAUCAAUCUCUCGCUAGUCACAUAAUUAAGUCUCCCAGAGAAAUAAUCUUGUUGUUUCUACUUUUGUUCUAUCUUGUUUAAUAAUACCAAGAGUGCAGUAUUUUCAUGUGUUAUGCUACAUUUAUACUCUAUACUCGUUAACUAUACCAAGUCCUGGGUACCCAUGUUAAAAUGAGAGCUAUGAGAUGUUGCAACUUACCUUUUACACUCACUCAGCAAUUUAAUCCCUUAAGGACACAACAUGUGUGACAUGUCAUGAUUCCCUUUUAUUCCAGAAGUUUGGUCCUUAAGGGGUUAAUCUAACAUGCUAACACCUAAUCAUUGGCCAUUUACAAGUCUAGAGUUUAUCCUAAAACUGUGAGGCCAGAACAUACUAGGCAGACAGCUCUGGUUCUCCAUCCUGCUAGUAAGCACUAGAUACUCAUGUUGUGAUAGCUACAUGGGCAUAACAGUUUAACCUUCGACCAGCAACUAAACAUGGUAGCCUAACUUAUUAAUUUUAUUAUUAUGUUAUUUAUAUAGCGACAUCAAAUUCCGCAGCGCUUUACAAUGGGUGGAUGAACAGACAUGUAGUUGUAACCAGACAAGUUGGACACACAGGAACAGAGGGGUUGAGGGCCUGGCUCAAUGAGCUUACAUGCUAGAGGGAAUGCUAACUUGUGAAUGCACGCCAACAAUCCUGUUAUUCUUGCUUUUCCUUUUACCUUUAAUUUUAUAAAAAGUGCACUACUCAUGCAUCAUGAUUUCACCUGUAUUAUAUCAUCUUGCUGAUAUGUCAGUUUAUACAUCUUUGUCUACUGCUGCGUUACCAAAAAUAAAGAAAAACUAAAUUAUGCCCUGGAAUGAGGCACAAGGAGGGGUAAAAAGCAACAUGUGUUGGUCUGGACACCCAAAUAUAUUUACAUAUUAAAACCAAGAGAAAUACACUUACCUUACUAUGCAUACAUUAUAAGGGUGCUGGUGAGGCCAAUUCAUACAAGAUCUCUAAAAAAAACAUAAUCAAAGUUCACAGAAUAUAAUAGUUUGUUUUUUAAUUUUAAGGACACCUCACAUGGGCAAAAAUAAUGGGGAUAUAGUUACGAUUAUUUAUAAACUAUUUUACCAGGAUGGAUACAUUGAGAUUUCUCUAGUUUUCAAGUAAGUCUUGGGUCUUUGUCCAAAUAACAUUGUAACGUUACAAUAGGAUACAAUAUUACAAAAAUACAAUAUGCAAGCUAUAUUGUGUAUAUAUUACAUAACAAGUAAUAAAUAUAUUUCUUUAUGGUUUUUAUCUACGCAGUUUAAAACCUAUUUUUCAGUAGAAUGAUCGUGUUGGGGGGGUGUUCUUUAGGCCAGUUGAUUUAGCUGAAGGUUUUUCUGAAUGGAGAGACUUGGCUGACUGAUCUGGGGGAAAAACUUGAUCACUCCUAUAAUUUGGAUUAAGAGAUUUAAGGUUUACUUCUGCAACUAGAUAGACGCUGACCUUGCUUAGUGUUUAGUUGCAUGAGAUUAUCUGAUACUGAGUUCUAGUCCAAACUGUAAUUCAAGGACCGAUCAUCCCAGAAGAAAGACCAAAUUAUCUCAAUAGUUUGAUUGUAUUUUGCAUAUUUUUACCAUUUAGCACUUUGCUUUGAUUUAAUGUAUGUUUCUUUCAACAAAUAGCCUAAAAUUUAUUUUUCAAUAAAUUAUGUAAAUGCCAUUUCUAGAGUAUGAAAGUGCAGUGAGCUAAACUGAUAGAAAAUUUGACUCUGUGGCACCAACAGCAAUCUCUAUACUAAUUAUAUAUUUGUUUCCAUAUUAUUUGAUAUCCAUUGGCUAACUUAUUUUUUUUUUUUUUUUACUUGGUAUGCCAGUCUGUCCUGGCACAGCCAGACCAUAGAGUGUAAAUUAACUUAACCUCCUUGGGCCUGGAGGAUACCACAUUUUUUUGGAACUAUGGAAGGAAUACCUUGGUGGGCCCUCUUUUAUUUACAGGCCCACUCGGACGUGGUUUCGGCACACCACAAUGAAACUUUCAUCUCAGACACUAUCCAUUACAUAUUAAAUUCCAAGCACAUAUAUAUAUAUAUAUAUAUAUAUAUAUAAUGUGUGUGUGCAGCAUUCCACUGUUAAAUGCUGCACAUUCUGACAUUUAGCAGCUUGCUAUGUCAGAUUUGUGCCAGUUCAUGUUAAUUCUGUGUACAGUGAGGUUUGUUCAUAUGUGUUCAUCCUGCAUUCCAAAAGGCUUUGCACUUGGCGGGACUUAGGUAACUGGGAAUCUGCUGCAAAACUGUUUGCUCCCUUACCAGAGAAUGGCACCAGAGUAAUCUGCAACAGUGGGCUGUAAUGGUUAUGAUGUACAGAGUAGCCCUUUUAAAGGACACUCUAGAGUACCAAAACCACUAUAUAUUAAAUGCUUUUGAAGCAUGGAAAAACUCCUUUUACUUGGACAAAAUAAAAAAGAGAAAAGGGAAUGUUUACAUUCAAAGGUCUUCAUGUUCAGCAUCCUCACAAACAGGGUGAUGACCAUGAAUGCGUUUAAUGCUUCUCAUAGAAAAGCAUUGAAUUCAGCUCUACUCUGUAAGAAGCAUUGGUUUGGACCAGAGUCCAUAACUGAUGAUCUCGUUGUGGGUGGAGCUAUUCCUGAAAGGAGACUGUUCAUGAGCUGGAUUACAGAAAGUUUAAAGGCUUUCCUUUUUUAUUUUAACAAUCAGGAUUCCUAAAUAUAAAUUUAAAAUAAAAAAAAUACAAAACAUAAAUUUGUGUUAGUGUUCCUAACACAAGGAAAUUUCAUAUGCAGUAUUGGUGUACUUUCCCCCCAUCUAUAGUUUGUAGAUUUAUUUUUCUCUUUCUCAUUGUGAAAUAAAAUUUAAAUAAAUGCUACAGAUCUUUUAGAAUGUUUAACCCCUUGUUACCAGAAAAUCUGUAAUUAUUUGGCUUAUAUGUAUCUAAGCUGUUUAAGACAUUCUCCUGGUGCUGCCUUCACAACCUAUGUUACAAUAAGACUGUAUGUGAAUGGUAGCUAUUGUAGAAUGUGUCAUAUUUCUCUGUGUGACUUCUUAGAAUGUAUUUCCUGCUACUUAAGUAGUAAAAUUAGACAUUUUUCUGUGAGGUAAGACAAAUUAACUAGAUGUGUGCCACAAAAAUUAAUUCUAUGUCAGACUUAAAUGUGUACAUAUGAUAAAAUGUGUUUGUUUUUUUUGUAUACUCUAACAUCUAGUUUAUUUUGAUAUGACUUACUUUGUUGUUAGAGCUGUGAGACACAAAUGCCUGUCUCUGACUUAAAAUAAUUAAAAUAAAUGUAAUAAGAAAAAGUGAACAUCACACCAGCAUAUAGGUACUACUGCAAUACCAAGUGGUAUAUACGUGAACUUGUUCACUUCAACUCUUGAACAUACUGUGCAUGUGUUUGGAAAGUGGAUGUAGUCAGACUGAUUAGUUUUGUGUCAAAUAUAUUUUAACUAAUUAUAUGGUUUUAUGUUCACAGUAAUAGGAGGAGCUGCUAUUGCACCACCAACAUCCCUUGUUGAGAAGGACCGAGAAUGUAAGCUUUCAAUAAGUUUAGAUUAUGUAUGCUUCUUUUUGACACUAGGUGGAGUACUUCUACUUUAGAAUAUAUAUGUUCACGUACAAAUGUUACAUUUUACAAUGUACAUAGGUUUGACACGUCAUUGAUUAUGACAAAAAUGUUGCUGCUUUACAUGUGUUAGUUAUGACAAUUGUGUACAUGGAUUACUAUAGCUAUGCACGUUCUAUGAAAAAUUUUCUUAGGUCAGAAAGCAGAAAUACUGCUAACCUCUGUUCCUUAUAUAAAACAAUGUAUUUAAACUUUCAGUUUGUGUAACAUAGAUCUGUUUUCACUGUACAUUACUAAGUCUAUCAUCUUUCCUCAGUGUUGCUGGUCCAAAAGAUCUAAUGCAGUAUACUAUUAUGCCUAAUAAUAAAACAUAAACUUGGGCACAAUGAAAAUGAUCAGUUCAUCUGAAUGAAUUUGGAUGAAAAAACAUUUCCAUCUGUCUGAACCAAAUUUUGUUCAUUGGGCUAUGUGGUUUGGAUGAAAUUCAGACCGUAUUUUGGAAUCUGAAUUUCUGUGAUCCAUGACUGCAUAUUGCAGCUGUUUAGCAGAUAACUCCGGACAUCUGUACUCUUGUGUGCAUAUUUUAGGAUAGCAAAUUACGGAGCAGAUUAUUUGAUAGGUCCCUUAUAUGGCAUUUUUAUGGCAAUCCCACAUAAGAAUAUUAACCAAUUUAUUGAAGCAUCUACUAAGCAGCUGAAAUAUCAAAAUUAAGCCCUUUUCUUAAUGUUGGUCUUUCAGUUGUUACUAGAAGGAUAACAGAGGUUUAAAUCCUUAAAUCCUCCCUCAUGAUUCACCCACCAAGCUGCAGUUAGGAGAAUGUCAUCCCCCCCUUAUUAUAUUUAGAGAUACAAUCAAUGAGUGGGGCUAGGUGGGACAGUAGGGCCCCCCUUUUCCAGGUUAUUACAUUUAGAGGACACACUUGGCACAUUAGGGUCCCUCCAAGUUAUUUUAGGGACUGGAACCACUAGUCGACUCACAGAGGUGAUGCUCGAGUAUCGAAUGAUUAUAUGUGGCUCCCUGGUACCAACAAGGGUCUAGCCCAGGUGGUAUCUUAAAGUCUUGAUGGUCUGUGCUGUCAUCAAACCCUGCAUGGCGUAGUCAGUCAUGCGUUCCUUAAGGGGUUACAAUUUGUUUGAAUGUUUAAAAUGGAUAUCUAAAAUACAUUGAAAUGGGGUUAUCUUCAGCUUUUGUGUUUAGUUAAGCUUUGAAAGAGAAUAAGAAAUGGACAUGAAGCAGAACUAUUUGAAAAGACUAACUGCAUCUGCAAGAUGUAUUGUUGAUAUUAUUUGCUAUUAUUUGGCUCACUUGAACACAAACAUUUAAAGGAACACUAUAAGCACCAAAACAACUACAGCUUAUUGCAUUUCUUCUGGCCUUCAGGCUUUUUGCUGUAAACACUGUCUUUUCAGAGAUAAUGCAGUGUUUACAUUACAGUCUAGUGAUAACUCCACUGGCCACCUCUCAAAUAGUUACUAGAGGUGCUUCCUGGGUCAGUCCUGCCUAAAAUGCAUCCAAACAUAGUGUCUCCACCCUCUGCAUGCAGACACUGAACUUUCCUCAUAGAGAUGCAUUGAUUCAAUUCAGCUCUAUAAGGAGAUGCUGAUUGGCCAGGGCUGUGUUUGAAUCAUGCUGGCUCUGCCGCUGAUCUGCCUCCUUGGAAGACUCAGCCAGUCCUAUGGGGAAGCAUUGUGAUUGGCUAAGACCACCACUUCUGAUUAUGUCAGAGGCAGUUCACAAGCAGAGGCAGCAGCUUCAAACUUGAAUACAAGUAAGAUUUUACUAUAUUUAUGGAGGCAAGGGGGGUCCAAGGGGGCUAGAUGGUGGUAUUAACACUAUAGGGUCAGGAAUACAUUUUGUGUUCCUGACCCUUUAAUGUUCCUUUAAUGAAGCUGUUUUGGUGUAUAGAUCAUGCCCCUGCAGUCUCACUGUUCAAAUCUCUGCCAUUUAGGUGUUAAAUUGCGAUGUUUAUGAAACCCUAGCCAAGUCUCCCUACGAACGUCCUGAAAAAGAGUCUGUGAGAUCUGAUUUUAAAAUGUGAGUCGCAGCCACUGCAUAAACAGAAACAAAGGUGAUUGCACUCCCAAAUGGCAGAAAAUUCAGCAUUGAGACUGCAUGGGGUAUGCAUUACACACUCUUACUGCUUCAUACAGAUACAUUUGUUUUGGUGCUUAGUGUCCCUUUAAUUUAUAUUAAAAAAAUAUUUUUUAUUAUAUCUAAUCUAUAACAUUUGUUUUAUUUAUAUGUGCUCUACAACACAUCUUAUAGAUAUGUGUUUUAGAUAUAUAUUGUGAUGGCAGUGUUCAUAAUUUGAAUGGUGUAUUUUGGCUUCUUUUAGCUAUUGUGCCACAAUAUGACGACGAACCAAAGCCACGUCCUCCCGUUGCAAAAGCUGCCAUACCACCACCGAUGUAUGAUGAGCCAGAGAGAUCACGUUCACCACCAAUGCCUAGUAAUUCCUUCCUAGCAAAUAUGGGGUAAGGAAUAAAGCCCUUACAUAUUGAAAAACAUGACUUAUUACAGCUACAUCCAGUGUAUGUGUGUGCAUUGCCAUAUGUGUGUAUGGCAAAAAAAGUAAUGUUUUACUUGUGUAAAUGUUUUGUAUUAUAAUAGAAUGUAAGAUAUUAGAAAUCAAUGGUCACAUGACGAUAAGCUAGCACCAACAUACUGAAAAUCUUUAACAAACUAAGAUUACAAUUUUGAAUGUUUAUUUAUUUUUAUUUUUUUACUUAUUAAAAAGGGCAUUCCAGGCACUGACAUGAACAUAUUAGGUGCUUGGUUACAGUUAAGUAUAAUUACAUGCAAAUUAAAGAAAUGCUAAUAUUAUGGCCACAGUAAUAAGAAUCUUUUUUAGAAAAGGCUUUGAUUAAGCAUUAGCAAUGUAUUACCCAUGUAUUCAGAAUUUUUUUUUUUAAUUUAAUUUUUUACUUUACAGUGGAACAGUGGCUCACAAAAUAAUGCAGAAGUAUGGCUUCCGGGAAGGUCAGGGUCUUGGAAAGCAUGAACAGGGGCUCAGCACUGCACUUUCUGUUGAAAAAACAAGCAAGAGAGGAGGCAAAAUUAUUGUUGGGGAUUUGGCAGAUAAAGGUAUGUUUGUGAUUGCUGAGUUUCAUGGGAAAUUAAGUAGUUAAGCUAGAAAAAGGCAGAUUUAGAUAAAAUUUGAUCUGCCAGAAAUUGAAUUCAUAAAUUGGCAUGUAGUUUAACAAAUAACAGUACAGACUGUGUGGCAAAAUAAGGUUGACAACAUCUUGCCACUUUUUUUUUUUACAGCAUAAAGACAAAGUUUUGAAUGUAUCUACACACAACCGUUUAGAUUAAAAAAAAUUAUUUUUUUUUAAAAAUUCACACAAUACAGAAAAAAAGAAUAACUAAUCUGUUGAGAACUAGAAUAUUUUGAGUGACAAAUGACCCCUCUGAGUGACUGCAAUCUGUGCAGUAUAUAAUGUGCAAAUGUGUUGUAAAUGUAUAAAUUGUGCUUACAAUGCGUGCGUGGUGCGCUUGGCUUGAAUUAAGGUUUGUAUUUCUACCUUUCAGUUGACUCCUCAAAGAAAGCGGACCCAAACCCUCUGACAGAAAUAUUAAAGUUCCCCACCAAGGUUGUUUUACUAAGGGUAAGAAGAAAAACAUAUGUAUCAAGUUUUUCUAUUUCCUAAUCAGAUAAUUGCAAGCAUCAAUUAUGAAGCAUUUGUUAGAAGUACCUGUGUAUACAGUAUUUCAAAAAUCCAGCAGUAGUAAACAUGUAUUUUUUAGACACUUUAAGUGCUUUUUGCUUAUGCAUUUAUAAAUUCAGUUGAAUAUUGGUCCAAAAUGAAGUUUAUUGUAGCUUUCUGACUCUGUAAAUAAACAUGCACUCUCUUAAAUUUAACCACAGAACAUGGUAGGUGCCGGAGAGGUUGAUGAAGAUCUAGAAGCUGAAACUAAAGAAGAAUGUGAAAAAUAUGGAAAAGUUGGAAAAUGUGUUAUUUUUGAGGUAAGUGCAUUUUUAUAUUUGUCUUGGCAGAAAUCGUAUGGAGUUUUACAGGGAUUCAAGAUGAAUGCCUUUAUUGUGUUUCAAGAAUAGUCUAACUGUAUAUCUUAAAAUUGUACACCUGUAGGUGCAUUCAGGUAUACUUGUAUAGGCUUCCUCUAUUCCCCUAAAACUUAAAUGAAACACAAGCACCAUAACCACUACAGUGUGUCCUGGUGUCCGACCAAAGGAAGUAGUCGAAUUGUUUACUAAUGGUUUUACUUCUUUACUACCUCUGUUGUGCACAGGUAGUGCGUCUUCUGUUUGUUCUCCUGAGCUAAACCCUGCUGUGCAUGGUAUGUUCACUGGCUGACAAUGUCUAAGCACUCUCAGCCAGUUAGCUAAGUCCUGCAUCACUUUGUUUUGAUGAGGAGGAAGGGAGCUAUGCCAGGUUAAUCCCGGGUAAGAAGUCAAACUUUUAGCCAAUAAUCUGACUACUUACAUGGGUGGGGGGAGGCACUGUAGUGGUUUUGUUGUUUGGAGUGUUCCUUAAACUAUAAACUCCUUCUCCAUUUUCUUCUUUGAAGUUGCCGUUAGCUCAAACACAAAGAGUGUUUUGAUGGUCACAUUGCAUUGCCCGAAUUUAAAUGUUACCGCUUAUGCUUCCUGCAGCACAUAUUCUUUAUCACUUCCCAGCUGUAUAAACUGUUCAUGGCAUGCAGAUGUUAAAGGAAAGAGAGGUGGAGAUGGAUUGGAAUACAAAUAGUAAAUAUUCCAAACUGGUGUAAAAAGAGACCAAGAUAUGCAGGACUUGGGGUUUUCUCUCCCCCACUACCCCUGGUUACUAGUUGCAAUGGUGGUUGGAAGUGAUUUGUUUGGUUUUUUUUUUUCUCCAUUUUUUUUAUUUUAAUUCCCUUCUUAGUUCUGAUUACUGCAAGAGAAACCUUUUAUAUUGUAUUGUUAUAUGGAUUUGAUUCUAACUAAUCGUUUCUGGUUUGGAAUCUAAGAUGUAUAUCCAUUAAAGGACCACUAUAGUGCCAGGAAAACAUACUCGUUUUCCUGGCACUAUAGUGCCCUGAGGGUGCCCGGCUCUGGAAGGGGGAAAGGGGUUUAAACUUACCUUUUUCCAGCGCUGGGCGGGGAGCUCUCCUCCUCCGUUCCUCCUCCUGGGCUGAAUGCGCAUGCGCGGCAAAAGCUGCGCGCGCAUUCAGCCGGUCACAUAGGAAAGCAUUCAUAAUGCUUUCCUAUGGAUGCUUGCGUGAUCUCACUGUGAAAAUCACAGUGAGAAGCACGCAAGCGCCUCUAGUGGCUGUCAAUGAGACAGCCACUAGAGGAUUAGGGGGAAGGCUUAACCCAUUCAUAAACAUAGCAGUUUCUCUGAAACUGCUGUUUAUGAAAAAAUGGGUUAACCCUAGCCGGACCUGGCACCCAGACCACUUCAUUAAGCUGAAGUGGUCUGGGUGCCUAGAGUGGUCCUUUAAGUAAAUAAGGCCUCAUGCCCACAUUCAGUGUGCAUUUACUAAUGGGAUUUUUUAUUUGUAUUAUAUUUAUUUUUUUUAGCUGAAUUUAAAGUUUUGUUUUUUGUUUUAACAGUUUAUCCUCUACAUUUUCUAAUAACAGUGCUUGCCUCCCUGUUCUCCCUGUCAUUGCUCGACUGAUUAAAUAUGACUUGUAUGCCUCUUGUGUGUUCACUAUUAAAGCUCAUUACCACAUUGUGGCACUGCAUCUAUGCUUAUGUUUGACAUCAUAAAAAGAGGCAAAACCAGUAGCAAUGUGUUUGGAGGCUAAAAGUAUAGAGCUGAUGUGGCUUUCUUUAUUAACAUGAUAAUAUUUGAAAGGUUUACGUACUUCCUGGUUUAUCCUUGGUUUGCUUUUCUCUGAAGCAUCAUCCUUUUUCUAAAGUGGAAAAAUGGCGCUUCGUAUUAUUAAAUUGCAUAUAUUAGUGUUUUCAUUGAGAUGAUAGUUUUAUUUGUAUAUGUAUUUUGACAUGUGUAUUUGAAGGAGUGAGUAACUGGGAAAUAUUUUCAGUCUUGAUUUUUUUUUAUUUUUUUAUUUUUUGCAAGUGUGGAGAAUCUAUGAAAUAUUUUUCAUUGAGAUUUUUUAGUCUGGUGGUGGCUGCACCUAUUCCAAGUGAAGGUCGUGCUGACCCUGACCACAUAUUGAUUUUCUUUGGCAUUUUAACUGCAAAUGAUUUUUUCUGAAAUGUGCUGGCCUUUUCUCUUUGACCAGCACAGUACCGCCGCAUGGGCUUUUCACUUUUUUUCUGGCCCCUGUUGUCUGCAUAUAAUGUAUAAAGCUGUGUUUUAUUCUUAAUUUUGUUUUCUUAUCAGGAGAGUUGUGUAUCAAGUUAGAUUUUUACCUUAAUAUUGUCUUCUUUUUUUUCUUUUCUUUAUUUCUGGUUUUCUGUAAGUUAAUUCAGCAUUGAACUAGUGAGACUCUUUACAUGUUUGCCUUUGGCAUUAUUUACCUUGACUAAUGGUAUAAUUAGGGUUAAAUCACUUAUUUGUAUCUUAUAAAGCUAGUCUUUGAUUUGCAUGGGGAGGAAUUCUGCUCAUUUGUGUAGGCUUUACAUGUCUGGAUUAUACUGGCUAAGUGAUAGCAGUGGUUCCUAUGUGUCUGAUCCCUGAUUAUAACGUUGUUUGUGUGUAAGGGAAAGUUUCCAGCCAUUGUGUAGACAUGGAUGAUAGCACAUAUUUCAACUGAUCGGUUUGUUUGCAUUUUAGAUCCCUGGUGCUCCUGAUGAGGAUGCUGUGAGAAUAUUUCUGGAAUUUGAACGGGUGGAGUCCGCAAUUAAAGGUAAAUUGCAUAGAUUAUAUAAGGCCCCAUUUGCUUGACAAGUUUCUGCGGGAGGGUUGGAAUACUAGUGUGGUGAUUACACACUAUUAUUAAUUGUUACACUCAUUUGCUAAGGCUUGCAAAUUGAAUUGCAAAAGACAGAUGACUCUUUUUCAAAAAUUACUAAUCUAAUUACUAAUCUAAUUUGCAGAUGCCUGUCUUCUUAGUGGUGUGCCUACAGUAUAAUGUACACACAUGCCUAAUUAAACUGUAGUUUAAGAUCUAAAUCAUUUCAAUGCAGUAUAGGCGGUCAAACAAUAACUUUGGCACUUAUGCCCAUUUUUAUUUAUUGAUUGUUUCAAAACCAUGUAUAACACCUUCUGCCCAUUUCAUUCCAUUACCAUUGGUCAGUUUUACAUUGGGUUGAGUUUUUUUUUGUCCAUGUUUCUAAAUAUAAAGUAAGUUUCAAAUUUGAGAAGAAAUUAUCCAAACUGGGGAAAAUAGAUUUGUCGGUCUUCAAUUCAACUGUUUUGGCCUAAAAAUUUUAAUUCAGUUUGAAUGCUUGACAAUUCACAAGCUCAUGAAUAGCCCUGUAAUUGUGUAUGAAAUGAGAUUGAUCGUACAGUUAACACAUUACUGAAGUAACCCGUAGACGUUAAAUUAAUUGCUUGGAGAAUGUUUGUUUGUUUUCAACGUUCCUCUUCUUUUUUUCAAAUUUUCACCAAGAAGAAAAUGGGACAAAUAUGUUUUUAUACAGUGUAACCCCUUUGUUGCUAGGCUGUUUUAUAUUUCUAUGCUAAAACUACACAUAGGCUUUUGCAUUAACUGCAUUUUAACACCCAUAUGUUAGUGUUCUUCGAGUAACUCUCGUAUGUUAUAUGCAGAAAAUACAGAAUAUUAUUGAAUUUUUUUUUUAAAUUGCUCUCAUUUAAAAUGCAAAAAAAAUUUACUUUCGAUUUAAUUUCCUAUAAUGGGAACCACACCUUUGGCAAAUAUUGUUGAUUGUGUCACUUUUAUGCAUAACACAAGUAUUGCAAUUUUCAUUUAAUGUAGAGAAUCUGCAAUGUUUGCUAGGGAAUUGUGUAUUUAAAUCACACCUAAUUUGUAAAACACUUGCUUACUCACAAUUGAAAAAGUCUACUCAUAUUGUUGUCAGAUAGGUAUUACUUAGCUGCCCGUAGGUAAUCUAUUGUUGAACGGUAUUACAUUUUUGAUUUAUUGCAUCUGAUUAUUCACUUGCUUCUGUUUCAGCUGUGGUUGAUCUAAAUGGAAGAUAUUUUGGUGGCAGAAUAGUGAAGGCAUCUUUCUACAACCUGGACAAAUUCAGAACUUUGGAUCUUGGCGAGUAACAAGAGAUUGAGAUCAUUCUCUUGACAGAUUGCCAUGGGUUGUCUGUUUCAACCAAGUGGAAAGGACAUCUCUAACUAACCCAGAGUGUGUAAAGUGGAGUGUGCCCUGCUCUCCUUUGAUACACCCGGUUAUAUUUGUCACGUUUAUUGUGAUGAGCUUUUUUUCCCUUUGUUACUUUUCGUUUUAUACCAUAAAAGACUUUGUGAAAACACAACCUUGUCUUGCCCCCUUUUUGAAAGCUGUUUUCUUUUUUUUUUUUUCUUAACACGUGUUUACACCAAUUAUGCACUUGUUUCCCGAGCAUUUGCUGAAUGCUAUUUAUUAUUGGGCUACAUAUAUAUUUCUGACAGUAUCAAAUCUGCACAGAUGUAUUUUAAGUUGUUGUUUUUUAAUUGUGUCAAGUGUUUAUCACUUUUUAAUCUUUAUGUAAAAAAAAAAAAUAUCCAAAUUAUAAUUGGUUUUGUUUCCAAUGGGCAAGACUUUUACACAUCUGUUUACAAUUAUACAUGUUUAAAGGGCAGACCAUAAUAGAGUUCAAUAUCCUAAACAUCGCAUAAUCUGUUUAAUAUUUAUAAUUUUUUACUUUUUAAAACAUAAACGGUUAAUAAUGAUUUUCUGCACUUGGAAUAUUUUUUUUUCAACUUUUUUACCUCUUCCAUAACUUUUAUUCCAUUUCUAUUCCAAAAGUGGUUAAUGAGAUAACUGGAAAAAAAGUAUGUGGAAUUCAAAUGGUCACUUGUUGAUUUAAAUGUCAUGAUGUUAAAGAGGAAGUUUUUGUAGUCUUAAAGUGGCUCUGUCACCUCAAACUUACCUUUCUCCUAAUUUUUUCAUUUCUCUUCUGCUUUCAGAAUCUAUUCUUCCUUUCUGAGCUUUUUCUUUUUAAAACAUAAGACAACUUCAGGACUAUCUCACAAUAUAAAUACAAUAGACCGCACACAGGGAUGAGCCCCUAUAGUCCAUAGAAAAAAUUAAAUGGAAGAUAUGUAAAGUAUGAAAAAAGUGCAUAUUUAUUGGGAUAAAAAAAUGACAUAAACCAAUGGCAUUAGAUUGUCAUGGCAGCCCUCAUAGGUACUCAAGGGUUCAAGCAGGCAUAAUUUAUUAUACAGAUGACAUGUUGUCUCGAAUAAAUAGCAUAGAUAUCCAAGCAAAAGAAACAAGCUUUGCAAAAAUAGGACAGAUUAAUGAGAGGAAUAGAAAUUGUCACAAUUCUUGCUACUGCCAGACAAGGGAGAGAUCACCCACACCACUACCCGAAAAACAAGUGAUGCAAGUACCCUGGACACGUUUCGCACCUCCAUGAUGCUUUCUCAACAUGUAAUGGUGUGGGUGGUCUCUCCCUUGUUUGGCAGUAGCAGGUAUUGCGACAAUUUGUUUUUUCUCUCAUUCAUCUGUCCUAUUUUUGCAAAGCUUGUUUCUUUUGCUUGGAUAUAUGCGCUGUUUAUGGAGACAAUAUGUCAUCUGUAUAAUAUACUAUGCUUGCUUGAACCCAUCGAGUACCUAUGAGGGCUGCCAUGACAAUCUAAUGCCAUUAUUUUUUAUAUAUACCAAUAAAUGUGCACUUACUUUCUAUAUCCUCCAUUUAAUUUUUUUCUAUGGACUAGAGGGGCUCAACCCUGUGUGUGGACUAUUGUAUUUUUAUAUUAUGAGAUAUUUUCUAUGAUUGGGAAAAGUCCAGCACCAGGAUCUAAACCCCAUUAACCCAUAUAUGAUCUCAGGAUUCCUAUCUAUGUACUAAGAAUCUACCUGACACUAACGAUACUACAGGUCUUGCUGCAUCGUUUGUACUUGGGAUUUUAUAUCUCCUCUUUUUCACAUUUUCAUGUUUCAACUUAUUAACAUAGGGCUUACUUUGUCUUAUGUAUUUUUUCCUACACUUGACAAAUGGUGCAGCAUAAGGUAAGCUCUACUAUCUUGAUAGGGAGUAGAGUUUGCCUAAUGCCUUAAAAGGGACACUAUAGUCAUCAGAACAACUAAAGCUUAAUGUAGUUGUACUGGUGUCUAAAUCCUGUUCUUGCAGACUUUUUGCUGUAAAC
Pelobates cultripes (western spadefoot toad) is the source of this 25604-nucleotide messenger RNA. NCBI's taxonomy places the organism in Eukaryota, Metazoa, Chordata, Amphibia, Anura, Pelobatidae. The record is from the annotation of a GenBank genome assembly.